Messenger RNA from Maniola jurtina (meadow brown), 12708 nucleotides. It is a transcript of the gene btv, whose product is annotated as cytoplasmic dynein 2 heavy chain 1. The record is from RefSeq and is a predicted model, not a curated record. Gene Ontology annotation, molecular function: ATP hydrolysis activity; dynein light intermediate chain binding; dynein intermediate chain binding. Gene Ontology annotation, cellular component: dynein complex. Lineage: Eukaryota; Metazoa; Arthropoda; Insecta; Lepidoptera; Nymphalidae. Gene Ontology annotation, biological process: microtubule-based movement. The transcript is spliced from 77 exons. The coding region runs from base 78 to 12503 and encodes 4141 amino acids.
UGCUCUUUGGCUGCGGUUGCUAUGACAACACCUAAUGCUGAAUUUCAAAACAAGAAAUUGUCUUCGAAGGAUGAUCGAUGAUUUUCAAUUUAUUUGUGAUUUCAAACUUGUUUCGAACUUGUAAUUUUGAUUUUAGUAACGAAAUGACUACAAUUCGAGAAUUCAUUUUAAGUGCAACAGAAAAAUUCUACAAUCUGCCACCGUUAAAAGUAGAAGGAAUUAAUGAAGAUAUUUUGGUGGAUUUUAUUCACAAUACCGAAACUCUUGUACUUCAAACGUACAUUGGUGUUGAUGAUAAGAUAACUUUCUUGACAACAAUACAAGGAGAUGCAAAGAAAUGUAUAAUCUUCUAUAAAACAUCCCAUGAAGCUCUGAUCGGGGAAGAUGCCCUAAAUAAUAUAAAUAUCAUAACUAUGAGUGCUGGUGCAGCAGAAUCUUUGUACCAAAUACUAAGACAAAUCUUUAGUCCUUUGCUUACCUCAGGAGGUGAUUUGUAUUCUAAUAAACUUCAGAAAAAUCUAUUAGACUUGCAAACCAACUUAAGAGUCAUUGCUCAUGGAAAAGGCGAUGAGAAUAUUAAAGUAAUAUUAUCUGUAGAGGAUGAAGUGGAAUACUGGCAAACAUUGGGUCAGAAAAGAGACGCUAGUAAAAAAGAAAGAGAAGCAGCAUCAGCAUUUUGUGUUCUAUUUGAAGAUAUUUGUGAAGAAAUUAGAUCUCUACAAUCCAGCCCUAUGCAAGAAGUAAGAGAUUCAGUUGAGAACAUAGCAGGCAUAUUAGAUGACAUUUGGAGAUACACAGCAUUCCCUUAUUCACAAGAUAGAAUGGUACAUGUGUUUGAUAUCAUUGGACAUGUUAUAUGCUCAGUAUUACAAAAAGCAGCUUUAAAUGUGGACAUAUGGACAGUCUACAACGGAAUGAAAGACAGUGAAAUUGUAGUCUUACUAUCAGAAGCACUCAAUGCAGUACAAACUUGGAUUAGUGCUUGCAAAUCACUCACUUUCACUUAUUGGCCUAACUAUGCUCUUCACGCUUGGAAAGGAAAACCAUAUGUGCCGAUAUUUUGUAAUAAUUUUCAAGCAAGACUCAAAGAGAUACAUAACAUAAGGUCCACUUACAAUCAGUUGAGCAAACUGCUAACAAAAAGCGAGAGUGCGGAGUUAAACACUGAUCAAUUAUUUGAACCGUUUAAAAAUAUCAAUGUAUGGAUAUACAAUGGCCCAAAUCAAAUUUGGGACAAUGCUGUCGCCGGAUUCUCUGCAAACUUGAGACCUGCGGAGGCUAAAAUUGCUGAAAAAUUAAGGCCACGAAUGCAUAGCACAUCAACAAAACAGAUGCUGUAUGAAUUCAUGAGGUACAAAACGUUAAUAAACAGACCAAUCGUGAAAGAAGCUCUGAGCAACGAGCUAGAGAUAUUCGUGAGCUCGCUCCUUUCUAUGCUCAAAGCUAUCCCUGCGCAAUUGGACAUGGACGAGAUAGACGUGCAGAUGUCCCAGCCGGCGGAGAUGUCGCCGCUGGUGCAACAAGUACAGUGGGCCAAGCAGAUGGAAGCUAAAGUAAAGGAAAUAAAGAAUUGUACUGAAAACUAUCUGACAGAAUUCGAGAAUAGCGCGGAAGUUUUACAGCUGUCUGUGCAAGUUCUCAAAGACCUCAAAACUAUGUACACACAGUUACACGAAGAGUGGUCUAGAGAUUUACAGGCACAGGUAAAACACUCGACUCAAAUAUCUGAGACGAAGCCAGUGGUUGAGUUUUCGAGCAGCGACCGGCUAAUGGUGGUGAACUAUGACCCGCGGCUGGUGCGCGCGGAGGCGGAGGCGCGUGUGUUAGCGGCUUUAGGGCUUCCAGCUCCGAAUCCGGCCACCACUGCCGCCUUGCAAGCGCUCACUGCGCCGCUCAAGCAUGCAAGAGCUUUACAUCAGGUAGCCUCUUUCCACAACACACUGGGCGAGCGUAUGGUCCCUUCCACCCGGCCCAUGAUGCUACAAACGGCGCUCGAGCUCUCAUCUCUUGUUAGCGAUCACCAACCGCUGUACUGGCGUAACGAGGAACAACUGGCCAGCUAUACCGACCAGUUGAAGCAGAUGGUGCUCAAACUAGAGGGACAGAAUGUUUACUUAACCGGGCAACAUAUAGCGAUACGUGGUAUAGUAGAAAAUUUCAUGGACACAGAACUCCUUGCAAAGCAAUCAGAAUGGAAGAGAGGGAUAAAAGACAUACGGGAUAUUAUUGAAAAGGUGGAAGCGAACGGUUACAAAAAUACGGAAAUGUGGCGAUCACACUGGGAUCUGCAACUGUACAAGGCUCUGGAGUGCCAGUACAUCAAAACGUUGCUGUCAUUGCACACGCACUUCCCGAACGUCAGGGUAGAUUUGGUUUUACGAGGUCGCGCCGUCCGCCCGUCCCCACCGUUGGAGGAAAUCCGCGUGCAACACUACACGCAGCUGCGACGCCUUGUCGCUUUGCCAGCGCACUUUAUGGGAUUACAGGCCAACAUCGCCGAUGAGUCCUCUGUGUUCGCUUCUAUAAUAGACAAGCACAGUUGGCUGGGCAACAAAGCAGUUCCUUCACUGGAAGCGGCGCUGUCGGGCGUGGAGCGAACAUGUGCCAAGUGGACGCAGCGUGCAGCGCUGGGCUGCGUCGCCGACCUGGACGCGCUGUGCACAGAGCACUUGAAGGAGCCGGCUGACUGGGAGCUCAACUUCAAAGCGUGCAAGGCUUACGGCCAGGCUGUCGCUAAAAUGAUGUUCGAGGACGAAAAAAUAGAAUGGAUAACUGUUGGAACGGUAACAUUACGUCGCGAAUUCGAAGCCCAAGCGCGUAGCCUGUGGGCAAGUCUCAUGUCGUCCUUGCAAACCAGUUGCCGCGAUGAUGCUGCCGCUGUAGACUCUUUCAUGGCUAAUGCCACGCUAAUGUUGGAGAAUAAAGCUAUACCUAAAAAUGCCAAGGAGCUCGCAGAAAUCAGUGCCAAACAACAGUCGCUGCGAGCCAAAAUGCCUGAGAUGGAGAAAAUGGUGGAAGAUCUGAAGCGCAAAGGACAUCUGUUGCGCACGUGGGGCGGUGAUUCUACUCUCGACAGCACUUUCCGCGAGUGGCACAAACUGCACGAACAAAUGCUCAGCCAGCAGCAGAUGUUUGAGCAUCAGGCUGAAAUUGUAAAAUCAAGUCUAACCGGCGAAUGGAAGAACUUGCAAAGCAACGCAGAGGCUUGGGUGUCUCGCUGGAGUCACGCUAAGGCCCGCCUCGAAGACACUCACGACGCCUCUUAUGCGGAGAUGGUUGACAGAUGUCGCUCUGUGCUCGACGCCGCGGAACAUUGCGACAAGCUUCUAUCCGAGAAGCAGGAGUUGAUGUUAGAAUGUGACAAGUUUAACAUACAGCUUGAAACAUCCGAGACGUGGACUGAAGCGGAAUGCUUAAAAACGGAAUUUCUUCAUUUAUGGGCUACAUUCAAAGAAUUUAAUGACGAAUAUCAAACACUCGGGGAACAAGAAUGGAUAGUAUUCCAGAAAAAGUUGCAUUUACUUGAUGAUUUCAUAAUGAAAUGGAGUGGGCUGCUCGAACCGUAUACAUCAAUUACUUUGUAUAUUAAACAAGAACUUGAUAAGUAUUCUGAUCUUACAACACCAUUGAAAUACUUGCGUGGGUCAGAUUUCACGGAAAAGCACUGGCGAGAAGUGUUUGGCCUGGUCGAGUUGGAGUACGUCAAGCCUGAAACACUACAACUGAAACAUUUAUUGAGCGUUGCACUCAAUAUUAAGAAAAACAUAAAAGCACUACAGAAAAUCAGCAGCGAAGCGUGUAGCGAAGCGUCCGUCAGGAGCACGCUGAACGAGCUGGAGCUGUGGUAUGCCUCCGCUCGUCUCGCCGUCAUCUACUACACGGACAAGGCGCAGCGCCUCACGCCCAUCGUAAAAGAUUUCAAGGAUUUGCUUGCCAAGGUGGAAGAGCAGCAGUGGGCGGUGUCGUCGCUGGGCGCGGAGUGUGCGGCGGGCGCCACGUGGCACGCGCGCCUGCACGCCGCCCGCCGCCUCGCUCGCUCCGCUCAUCAUGCUCAACGCAGGUGGCUUUAUUUAGAGCCCAUACUCUGUAAUGAUGAUGGAGAUCUCGGAUUCAAGUUCCGAAAAGUAGACCAGGGAUUUAAGCAAGUGACAAGAAUCAUCGAGUCUGACCCUCGCCUUUCGGCUCUAGUGCAGUCGCCGAGACUGCAGCCAAUGCUGGAUGCCAUUUCUGAACAAUUAAACGCGUGCCAAUCAGCACUGCAUGAAUAUAUUGACGAGAAACGCUCUAUUUUCCCAAGAUUGUAUUUCUUGAGCGACGACGAUCUGUUAGAACUACUUGGACAAGCGCGCGGCGGCGCUGAAGGCAGGGAGGCGGUAAUGCAGAACCAUUUGAAAAAACUAUUUCCUGGAAUCAUCUGCGUACGACUCGGCCCUGGAGGCUUAUGUAUCACAGCUUUGUGUAGCCAUUACGGUGAAACAUUCCAAUUGGAUCAUCCAGUUGAUAUUGAUUGUUCUGUAGAGAUGUGGCUAAAAAAUCUAGAGCAAGAAAUACGCACAUCGCUACGAAACAUGACCUUAAAAUGCUUAGUUGCAAAUAGCUUGCAAGACCAAGAUCCAUUUUCGCUGCCGACGCAAAUAUUAUGCCUAGCACAAAACAUUAGGUUCACUGAACAGACUGAGAGGGCAAUAAUGUCUAAAGAAUUGCACAAGUUGAAAGAAAAUCUUGAAAACGAAAACUCGUAUUAUGCAUCGACUGAAAUUGAAGGUGAAAGUGAAAAACAUAAAAGACAAGCUCUUAUAUUACAAUGUGCGUAUUAUAUGUCACUAGUGCAAGCUCUUAUUGAAAAUAAUGUCGCGACAACUAACGAUUGGUUAUGGCAAAAGCAACUGAGAUUUUACUUGCUAAGCACUAAGGAAGUUGUGGCUAAAAUGGGAUUGGCGCAGAUUUCAUACUCCUAUGAAUAUCUCGGUGUGAGUACCGGACAAUUUGUGCGUACCGAAACCACGGACGAGAGCUUUCUUAUUUUGACUCAGUCUCUACAUCUUGGGCUAGUAGGCAAUCCGUUUGGUCCUGCUGGAACUGGGAAAACAGAAUCGGUGAAAGCUUUAGGCGGCUUAGUUGGGCGUUUGGUAUUAGUCUUUAACUGUGACGAGGCCAUGGACACCCAGUGCAUGGGGCGUUUGCUAAGCGGAGUAGCGCGCUGCGGCGCCUGGGGUUGCUUCGACGAGUUCAAUCGACUCUCGGCCGACACCCUCGCCGCUGUGUCGCAUCAGUUCGCGUCACUGCUUGCGGCCACGCACAACCGGACACCAACCGUCGAGCCUGUGGCAUUGCUCAACGGAAAGCAGAUUCAAGUGUCGGAGUGGUGCGGCGUGGCAGCAACAAUGAAUCCUUUGGGGCGCGGGUACGGCGGGCGGCGCGCGUUGCCGGCGGCCUUGCAGCACGCCCUGCGGCCGCUGGCGCUGCGCGCGCCGCCUCGCCGCGAGCUUGCUGCGCGGCUGUUGGCCGCUCACGCCGCCGCACAGCCGCAUGUACUCGCCGCUGAUCUGGACACCGUCUUCACACUAGCCAGUACUCUUUUGAGCGGUCAAAGGCAUUAUGACUGGGGUCUGCGCGCUCUGAAGGCGGCGGUGGGCAGCUGCGGCGCAGCGCUCGCGACACACGCGUCUGCACCGCCCGAACAACAACGUGCUCUGUUGCGAAAAGUGCUGCGCCUCAACAACCUGUCCAAGCUUACGCAGUAUGACGCCGAGAGAUUUGAAAACAUUUUGUCUAUGGUUUUCGCCGAGGUACCAGAAGAAAAAGCUUCCAUAGAUCCGAUUUAUUCUUCUCUUGAAGCCACAGUGAAACACCUUGGCUUAGUGCAUAAUAAACUUCAGAUGCAAAAGUGUAUGGAGCUUUACGAACAGUUACAACAAAGAAUGGGAGUAGUAAUAGUCGGUCCACCGGGCUCCGGUAAAAGCACUAUUAGACAAAUGCUUAAAACUGCACUUACAUUGCAAGGAAAGAGCAUUAUGGAGCAUGUGAUAUACCCCAAAGCAAUGAAUCGCAGCUGGUUAUUGGGGCACAUCGAGCUCGACACUCGUCAAUGGACCGACGGCGUUAUGUCCACCAUCGCACUACAAGUGUCCAAUCAGCCCGAUGACGUGUGGUCGUGGGUGGUUUGCGACGGCGACAUCGAGCCGGAAUGGAUCGAAGCGUUGAACUCAGUGCUUGAUGAUAACCGACUGCUGACGCUGCCAUCGGGUUGGCGCGUGCAGUUCUCACACAAUGUCAACUUCAUAUUCGAAACGCAUAGCCUGGAGCACGCAUCACCGGCGACAAUAUCGCGAAUGGGUAUCAUAUUAUUAAGCGAUGAAAGCAACUGUGCUGAGGAAAUUUUGGAAAAUUGGGUACAAAAAACCGAAUUUGAGAAGGAAAGUGCGAAGUUAGCGAUGCCACUGCUGCAUCAAGCAGUGAAGAAAUUCAUACAAUGGCUUAACAAACAUAAAUCUGAUGUCAUUGUUAAACAUUCCUGUAUGUCUUUGGUUAGACAAAUCCUAACUCAAUUUGAAUACAUUGCACAAGAUACAAACUCAACUGCAGUCCACAUCAAUUCCGACGAAAUAGUUUGCUUGGCAGUGCAACGCAGUGUUGCAGGCUUACUGAAAAACAGUGCUGUCGACAGUUUUUAUGAUGAACUUCAGAUGUCACCAAUGAUGGGCGUGGAUGUAAUGGCAAAUACGCACAAUGAGUGGUCGGAUGCGUUGUAUCGCUCCGUGCGAGUGCGUGCGUGCGAGCCGGCCCUGCGCGCCGCGGCGCAUAACUACCAGCACUUUGUUAUUAUCGGACCCGAUUCCUGCGCUAAAAAUACGUUAGCCGAAUACAUACUAAAGGAAUCCAACUCCACCGUAAUAACAAUCGACUGUACUCCCAUUUUAAAGCCAGUGGAUAUUAUUGCCGAGUUAAAAAGAAAAAAUGUGGUAAGUAGCGGCGGACGCGCGGGCGCUAGCGCGAGUCGCGUGACUGUGCUGGUUCGCUCGCUACAUCGCGCAUGUCGAGACUCUUGGGGCUCCUCGUUAGUGCAUUCCUUUUUACUGCAGUUAAUACAGCAAAAUGGAUUCUGGGCGCGAGAGGAAGGUGGUCCGCAGUGGUACAACACGGGCCGCGUCUGUGUCGUCGCCACAGCAACUUCACACGCCCUAUUGUCUCCGCGACUAGCCGCUAUGCUUGUGCCUAUUGUUCUACCUGAGCCAGAGGAAGAAGAACUAUUGGAACUAUCGAGAAAUUAUUUGUCAGAAAGUGUUGGCAAUAAUAUAUCAGAUAAUGAUAUCUCUGUUCUGGCUCGGAACAUGUUUACUUUUUACAAAGAGAUUACAGAAACCUACCACUCAAAGCCACACUACGUCUGGAAUCCUUCGCAUCUUAAGAAAUGGUGUGAGAAUAUUAAAUGGUAUCCAUCAUCUAAUAUGACAGAUUUGCUCAUAGCUAUCAAAAUGGAGGUCAUUAUGAUAUUUCGAGAAAGGCUCGUAACCGACGAAGAGAAGUCUCAAUUCAAUGCCGUACUUCGUAAUUUCCUUAAAACUGAUAAUACCGAAUUGUUCUUUAAACCAAAAGUGCGUGGCGAUGGAGUGUACUUAGAAUCAGUUGAUUAUAAGGAGUGGUACCAAAGUACACAGAAAGUUAUUAACCAAUGCCUAACAGAUGACGAACGCACGUUUGGUGAUACCGGUAUGGAAGUGUGUGCAGAGUUAUCAGUUUUGUGCUCGGCUAUAUCGCUUGCUCUAAACGGCGGUGCCGUGACGUGCAUCGGCUCGGCCGGUACCGGCCGCCGCGCCGCCGCCUCCAUAGUGUGCACCGCGCUCUCCGCUAACUUGUACAUCGUCGACCAACGCAACCAGUUCAACAACGUCUUUAAAAACGUGCUGACGUCAGCAAGCGAAGGGUCCCGUACGUUACUGGUGAUUUGUGAAGCGGUGGCCACAGAUGAUAUACUAGCAUUCGUAGAGGCAUUUCUUAAAGCGAAAUCUAUACAUGUGCUUCCGUCCAACAUUGGAGCAUCAUUGGGACAAGUACAGCAGUCGCAACAAAGCUUAACAGACGUAAAACAGAAUCUAGGCAUAAUGAUUUGCCUGGAUAAAGAUCAAGAGAACUUGAACCAACUGCUCACUUCGCAUCCACUAUUACACAGUACAAGCAGGCUGUGUUGGCUGGACCACUGGUCCAACGAGACCUUGCGUCAGAUGCCUUCGCUUGUCGUACAGAGGUUAAUAAAAGAAAACGCCCAAGAAAUGUUUAAAGAAGAACUAGACAGCAUUCCUAUCGAAGGAUUUGUUAGCAUUUACAAAAGCCUAGAAACAGAAUGGGUCCGUGCGCCGUGCCGCUACAUGCACUUCAUAAGAACGUACUACCACAUUUUAAGCAACAAAAAGCAAUCAUUAUUGCAACGGCAGAAUACAUUAUCUGCGGGCGUAGAAGCGCUGAAACGGGCACGCAGCGAAGUGGCAACUUUACAAGAAGAAGCCGCCGUGCAAGAAGUUGCGUUGUCAGAGAAACAAGCGAAGGCCAACCAGGCGUUAGAUCAAAUCGGCGCUACUGUGCGCGCUACCACCGACAAGAAGGAAGAAAUGCACGAGUUGAAGAAGAAUAUUGAACUCGAGAAUGAGAAACUGCAGAUUCGGAAAAAGGAAAUCGAAACAGAACUAGCAUCAGUCGAGCCAAUUAUAGCUGCAGCGCGCGCUGCCGUCGGCGAUAUUCGACCAGAAUCUCUCAGCGAAGUACGUUCACUGCGAGCGCCGCCUGAUGUGGUGCGCGAUGUUUUAGAAGGUGUACUCCGUCUCAUGGGCAUCGCGGACACUUCCUGGCAUUCCAUGAAGAACUUCCUCUCUAAACGCGGUGUCAAAGAGGAUAUUAGGUGCUUGGACGCGAGCCAAAUCAGCGCAGAAGCGGUACUAUCAGUGGAGAAGUUGUUGGAGAAACGCGGCGCAUCGUUCGAGCAGGCAACUGCCAAGCGCGCGAGCGCGGCAUGCGCGCCGCUGGCUGCGUGGGUGCGCGCCAACCUCGCCUACGCGCGCGCGCUCGCUCGCGUGCAGCCGCUGCAACUACAGCAGCGACAACUCCACAAAAACUUGCACCAAGCGGAAGCCGAAUUAGCCGCCCUGUCCAGUGGCCUGGCGACAGUGGACGAGCGCGUGGCAGCUCUCAAAGAGCAAUUGGGGCAACACACACGAGAAGCGGCUGCGAUCGAACUACGACUCUCAACUGCUGUGAACACCAUACAGGCGGCGCGAGACUUGCUCGACCAACUGGCUCACGAGUAUGAGUCUUGGGAGGCUGACUUGCAAAAUAUUUCACGGGAAAUACUAGAAUUAAACCAAAGAUCACUACUGGCAGCUGGAUAUCUUGUAUAUUUGUCAGAUUUAACUGAACCCCAGUCGAGGAAUUACUUGAAAAAGUGGGGAGUAUUAUUAAACUUUGAAGACUCUUCGUUCUCUGUUAUUAACUUUCUUUCAACCGCUGAGAAGCAGUUAAAAUGGGAGGCAGAUGGUCUGUCACAAGAUCAGUCUGCCAUCAAAAAUGCUGUGUUUAUUGAUCAGUAUCUUGAGGCACACGCGUGCAGCCUAACGCCAUUGAUCAUCGACCCGGAGCGCGAGGCAGAGGCAUGGCUCGGCCACACACUCGCCGCUACGCCGAGCGAUUUCGUUCCUCAGCACAGUGACAAGCUCCACACCGCUCUGCAGUAUGCGGUUAGGUUGAACCGAGUCAUAGUGGUAACUGAAGUGGAAAACAUAGAGGAAUGGUGGUGGAGCAUAAUAAGUUCAGGCAAAACGCGAGCGCUGCUCGUGACGCGCGACGCGAAGCUAUUGACGCGAGUAUCGCCGCAUGUGCUGACGAGGCUCGCACCCUUGCAUUUCACUGCAAGACUUCAUGCGCUUGUCGAUCAAUUAGUCCACUAUGCGAUGCAAAAACAAAAUCCUGAAAUGAAUGAAAAAUCGAAAGAAAUUAAAUUAACGAGGGCUACCCUACAAAAACAGCAAUAUGAAUUACAGGAGAAUCUUCUCAAAGAUCUGUCUAGCAACAGUGAUAUAUUACACGAUGCGAAUCUACUCGCGUCUCUCAAAAAGACGCGUACGACUAGCGUUACUAUAUCGGAAGCCCUGACUUCAGCGAAGACUAUUGAAGUGGAGACGAAGGCAGCUUGUGAGGCUUAUGAGGCCAGUGCGAUUCGUGCUGCGCAUUUGGCGCUCGCGGUGAAACAGUUGAGCUCUCAGAGACCGCUAGUAUCUCUGCCGAUGGAUGCUGUACUUGACGUCUUUGUAAGCGCAGUUCGUAGAACAGGGAAUGAUCCCAAAAAUAUAAACUCAGUGGAAGUCACAAAGUAUUUUACGAGAAGAAUCAUAGAGCGCGUACUACUCAGCUUGCACAAGAAAGACAAGUAUAUCUGUGUCAUGCACUUGCUGAGACAAGUCUACGACCAUCUCAUACCGGAAAAGAUGUGGCAAUUAUUAAUUGGAAACUUUAGUCUUAUUGAGGACAAAAAUGUGGUUAUCGAAAUUAAAAAACAGUACCAGUGGCUAAGCGAUGAUUGUGUGAAAAAAUUAGCACAAAUAAAGGUGCAGGAUGACGACUUAUUUGCAAGACUUUCUCUCGAUAAAUCUGACAAUUGGUUGGAAUUCCAAAAGUCAGGGGAUCUGCAUGCUAUCGGCAAACUGAAUCUAAGUUUAUUUGAAAACAUUGUCGCGGUAGCAGCCAUGCGACCUGACAGUCUGUACAGAGCAAUCAUUGCAUUUGUGGAUGAUCUACUAGGAGCCGGUAGCGUUGCGGGCGGGGAGAGCGUGGGCGCGGCGGCGCGCUGGGCGGCGCCCGCGCGGCCCGUGCUGCUGCUGGCGGCGCAUGCGGCUGACGCGCUCGCUGCGCACGCGUACGCUAACUCGCGUACCCUGCUCACGGUGGGAAUAGAAGAAGGCCGUACCUCUUGGGAAACAGCUCUGGAAACCAGCCGAGGUGGAGGUUGGCUCGCCAUACUGGUGGGCGCCUCGCCUUUCACGCGAGACUUGCUUUCCUUCCUCGCGUCACUCGCACAGAGGCCGGGAAGCGAUUUUGGCGAUGAAUUUCGAUUAUGGAUAUUAGCUGAAGAUCGCGAUAUUCCCACGAAUUUAUCGAAUAUGUGCAUUAACGUUGUUCUUGAGGCAGCAGAAGGUGUGAAGCGCAACGUGUGCAACACGUUGAGCGCGUGGGGCCGCGUGCAGGGCGACGCGGUGCUACUAGGGCUCUUUGCGCGUCUCGCGCUGUUCCACGCACUGGUGCAGGAGCGUCGCGCCUACAUCCCGCAAGGUUGGUCGCGCUGGUACGCAUGGGAGUGGGGCGACGUGAGCGCGAGCCGCGCGGCCGCGCAGCAGGCGGGUGGCGGGGACGCGGCGCGCGAGCUGUGCGGCGCGCUGUACGCCGCGCGCGCGGACGGGCGGCGCGACCGCGAGCUGCUGCGCGCGCUGCUGCGGCGCUGCAUGCUCGAUGCCGCCAGCGCGCUGCCCGCGCCGCUGCCGCUCUCCAGUAGCAUGCAGGAGUAUAUAACAGCGUAUGAGGCGUUGCCCGACAUCGACUCGCCGCAGCUGCUGGAGCUGCCGGCCAACUGCCGCAUUGCGUGGGAGAACAACGCCGCCGGGAACAUCGUCGCGGGGCUAAGAGAAUUGAACACGACUGCGGCAAUCAAAAAGACAGAUGCUAAGACUCCUUUGAAGACACUAUUGGCAUUGUGGAAAAAGUUAAUGUCCGGCUGUCCUCUUAUCAAAUCAGACUAUCAUGUCGAAAAGGUGGGUGGCGGGUGGUGGGGCGCGGUGUGCGCGGCCGAGCUGCGCGACGCGGGGCAGGCCGCGCGCGCACUGCACGCGGGGCUGGCGCGCCUCGCGCACGCCUCAUCGCACGUGCCCGCUCUGCUGCACAAGGUGCCAGAUGAGUGGCAGCUGCAGUGGGCCGGUCCCGAUAUACCGGAGGCGUAUCUCAAAGAGUUCUGUUAUCGUGCCCGAGCGGCGGUCGAGCGAGCUCGAGCGAAUGAACUCAAAUCUAAUGAGGACUAUUUUCCUACAGAAGUGGACCUGCGUUCGUUCGUGCGUCCGCAGCGCGUGCUGUGCGGCGCGCGCGCGCACUCGGCCGCGCGCCGCGCUUGCUUCGUCGACGCGCUCGCUCUCACUGUUAAGUGGGAUGUUACCACUGAGAAUAUUACGGACGGCAUGGUAGUGCGCGGGCUGCAGCUGAGCGGCGGUGAGUGGCGAGCGGGCGCGCUGCACGCCGCGUCGCGCGCUGCGCCGCCGCAUGCGCCCGCGCCGCCGCUGCUGCUGCGCUAUGUGCCGCAGGACGCGCAGUCGGCCCCGUACGGCGAGCACGCGCACGCGUUCGAAGUGCCGGUGUACGCGAGCGCGGCGCGCGACGACGAGCUAGCGCGGGUGCGCGCGCCGCUGCACGCACAAUUCGCACCGCGCACUGCGCUUUUACACGCGCUCGCGCUCUUUGUAGCGCCCUGCGAUUGAAUUCUUGCGCGCGAAACUAGUAGUGACGUCUGAACGCAAGGCAUGACUGCACAUAGCCACUCAUUGACUAGUAAAUAGCAAUACAACCAGUACAAAAUAAUCACACAUCAAAGCUUAAAGCACUGCACGCGACGCUGACGCACGACCUAAGAGUCGGUACUCGAUACCACUUUAAAACUAGUCUCCAAUGUUUUAGUAUUUAUUU